Molecule: messenger RNA, 995 nt
Organism: Galeopterus variegatus (Sunda flying lemur)
Lineage: Eukaryota; Metazoa; Chordata; Mammalia; Dermoptera; Cynocephalidae
Gene: CCDC178
Product: coiled-coil domain containing 178
Exons: 8
Source: RefSeq, a predicted model, not a curated record
AGGAAAGUAAGAUGACAAAUACUGAAGAGAUGAAUAAAGGCAUUUACUUUAGCUACCCAUGUCGACGUCACAGCUGUUCUGUAGUAAACAUCCCAGCACCAUGUGUCAACAAAAUGAUUUCACACAUUCAAGAUGUGGAAUCUAAAAUACACGAGCAUUUGAAACGGUUUGAAACUUCUUUUGAAGAAUGGAGCAGAACUUCUUCCACAAAAGUCCUUAAAGAAGAUUGGAGUAUUGCUACACCAGUGAAAGAGGUCAAACCAAAAGAAGAAAGAGAUGAAAGGUGUCCAGAAUUAAAGCAGGAAAUGGAAACAUUACUGUCAGAGGCCAUCCAACUCAUUAAAAGUCUGGAAACUGACAGGGCAGAAGCCGAAGAAGCUUUAAAACGACAAAGAUUAAGAAAGAAAAAGAUUAAAAUGACAAUCGACUCUUGGUCAAUCUGGAAACUUGAAGAACUCCCAUUAGCUGUGGAGAAAGAACACGAGGCCUAUCUGAGAGAUAUUGUAGAAUUACGAUGGCAUCUUGAAGAUAAAGUUAGUCAAGUAGAACAAAUUGAAAGCCAAAAGAGAAAGUUAGAAGAAGCUAAUGCAAAGAUUCAAGCAGACAUAGACUACAUGCAGAAACAUGGCCCUCUGCUGGACUCAAAGAGGAACCAGGAACUUGAAGUUCUGAAGGAACUGUAUCAAAAAAAAAUUGAGGUAAUGGACCUAUACAGACAAGUUCAUGGGGAACUUGAAGAAGCUCUAGAAAAGCUUGAAAAUAUCAAAUUAAAGACUAAACAGAUUAAGGAAGAAAUGGAAGAAGGUAUUCGCAAUGAUGAAAUGAACAUAAAGGCCCACAAGAGAGAGAUAGAAAAUCUUAAAGAUCUAUAUCUUCACUAUGUUUCAUCAAUACAAAAUAUUCAUGUUACUAUUGAGGAGAAUGAAGUGGCAGUGACUGAAGUCUUGAAGGAAACAACGUCAUCAUCAAAAGAAUUAUCUAGUUUAUCAAGAACG